CCAGCUUGUAGCCAGGGCGGCGGGGUCUCCAGCCCUGCCGCCCGCAUGGAAGGUGGGAGCUGGGCUCCCAGGAGGUGGCCGUGCCUGCCUGGGAUGACGUCGCUGGCCUUGGCGUCUCUGCUCAGCUUCCUGCUCACCUCCGGCCAGGCCGAGGUCUACAGUCGCUGUGAGCUGGCCAGAAUGCUGCAGGAUUUCGGCCUGGAUGGCUUCCGGGGAUACAGCCUGGCGGACUGGGUCUGUCUUGCUUACUUCGCAAGUGGCUUCAACACAGCUGCCGUGGACCACGAAGCCGAUGGAAGUACCAACAAUGGCAUCUUCCAGAUCAACAGCCGGAAGUGGUGCAAAAAUCUCACCCCCAAGGUCCCAAACAUGUGCCAGAUGUACUGCUCCGACUUGUUGAAUCCUAACCUCAAGGAUACUGUUAUCUGUGCCAUGAAGAUAGUUCAGGAUCCCCAGGGUCUGGGCACCUGGGAGGUCUGGAGGCAUCACUGCCAGGGCGAGGACCUCAGUGACUGGGUGGAUGGCUGUGAAUUGUAGGAUUCUCUCUGGAUGGACAGGCCAUGCAUAGCAGCUU
Molecule: messenger RNA, 574 nt
Organism: Aethalodelphis obliquidens (Pacific white-sided dolphin)
Lineage: Eukaryota; Metazoa; Chordata; Mammalia; Artiodactyla; Delphinidae
Gene: SPACA3
Product: sperm acrosome associated 3
Exons: 4
Coding region: 46-537 (163 amino acids)
Biological process (GO): fusion of sperm to egg plasma membrane involved in single fertilization
Cellular component (GO): acrosomal vesicle; sperm flagellum
Molecular function (GO): lysozyme activity
Source: RefSeq, a predicted model, not a curated record